AAAUGAGUAAAGCAGUAGAGAGCGCGCGGGUCGCACACCACUCCAAUGACCAAUCGCACGAGCCCCUCGACACACCCAAAACACCGUGUGCCAACGACUCUCCCUUGACUAAAUAAAAACUGACCGUGGGUGAAAAAUCACGACCAUGUCAGUUGGCUAAAUCACUGUGGUUAACGACACAACGCGCUCAGUGCUCCAGGUAAACACACAUUGCAGUUUUCGCAAUCGCAAUACACCUGUUCGACUUCCGGAACAAUGACGAGGGUUUUCCAAGAGCUGACGACAGGUAUGUCUCGACGCUCGGGAAUUAUUCCAGAUGAAUCCACCUUUAACGACUUUAAAAGACAGUGUCUGUCUACGGAAAACUGGAUCAGCAAGUAUGAUAAGAACGGAAUGGAGGUUUGGGUCGAAGGUGCUCCUUUAAGUGCGACUCAAGGGAACAAGGGCAACAACUCAAAAGUUCACAAAAUAAAGUGUCGAAUAACCAUAACCGAUGUAUCAGCUGCUAUCAUGUAUGACGUGCUUCAUGACAGCCAAUAUAGGAAGACAUGGGAUCCCACAAUGCUGGAGAGUUUCGACAUCGCUCGCUUGGCCCCUAAUGUUGACGUGGGCUACUUCUCCUGGCUUUGUCCGAAACCACUGAAGAACAGAGAUGUUGUGACCCUGCGGUCGUGGCAGGCGUCUGAAGAUGAGUAUGUGAUCGUUAACUUCUCAGUGAAGCACCCGAAAUAUCCCCCAAGAAAUAAUUUGGUAAGGGCAGUUUCCCUUCUUACGGGUUACCUGAUCCAACGGACAGGAGAGAAAAGCUGCGUUUUCACAUACCUCUCACAAGCUGAUCCUAGAGGGUCUCUACCAAAAUGGGUUGUCAACAAGGCAUCUCAAGUUCUGGCGCCAAAUGUUUUAAGAAGCGUUCAUAAAGCAGGUCAAAACUACCCCGCAUGGAAAGCAGCAAACAGUCCAGAUUACAAACCGUGGCUGUACCCCAUACAGAGCGAGCUGCCAAUGAUGGAUCCAGCAGAACUGUCAAUCCAGCGCGUUGAUUCACUCGAGAACGUGGACGAGAGCCUGACCAAAGAUGCUCAGGAGAAUGAAGACAGCAGCUAAAACGACUCAAAUAACGACCAGUCCUUUAGACUGCUGUCUUGAUGUGGUCCAUCUCAUGGGGUCAGUUCAGUUACACAUCACGUCACUUAUGGUCUGUUUCUUUUUAUUGAUCGCACAGAUAUUGUUUACAAUGGUUGUGCCCUGCACUGAUCGCAUUUUCACGUUGGCACGUGUGACAGAUGAUCAAUAGGAAUAUUCAUACGACCUUUACCACACAAUUUGGCACUGGCAACAAACAACAGAUGCUCCUAGAUUACUUAAAAAUGUCUAUUUUUCUUAUGGCAGUGCGCACAUCAUAAGUGUGUCUUUUUUGUGCAAGAAAAUACUAUGAAGUACUGUUGCUUAAGUUAAAACCCUUUUUAAGGUGGUUAUUUUUUUGUUUAUUUAUACUGAAUUAUUUUAAUUAUGCUACUUGUUGCUAUUAUUGAAAUUCGGUAUGAUGUUUAUUUCUUUAGUCAAGCAUGUUAUUUAAGCCUUGUUUUUAAAAAAAUCUCUGUAGUAGAGGAGAGGUUACUUACAGUGUCAUUCUUUUGUUGUGUAUUUGUUUGUAAUGUAUUUGUUUAAGGGAGUGUCCAUAUUGGCUUAUGCGUAAGAAUGAAUGAUUAACAACAAGUAACCAGGAGAGAAAACCUGUGAUUAAUGAUGCUUUACUAUGGUUAAAUCAGUCUGAGUGGUAUUACCUCGGAUUUGCUUUACUUGAAAUGUUUUGUAGCUUAUUUGCCUGUAACAGGCAGAGGAAACAUAUGGCAGGGUUACUUGUAUUUCUGACAAGUGACUUGUCUGAGGAUGGAUGGAUGUAUACAUUUAACUUGAAUUUCAUAUAUAUGAAGUCCUCACUCAAUGAAGGGAAAUAUGGUUUUAAUAUUUUUAAUAAAUGAUUGUCCGAAAAUG
Misgurnus anguillicaudatus (oriental weatherfish) is the source of this 1995-nucleotide messenger RNA. RefSeq names its product START domain containing 14 (gene stard14). Gene Ontology annotation, molecular function: lipid binding. NCBI's taxonomy places the organism in Eukaryota, Metazoa, Chordata, Actinopteri, Cypriniformes, Cobitidae. The record is from RefSeq and is a predicted model, not a curated record.